AUGGUUGAUUUUGGAAAAGCUGCGAUUAAUGCGAUUCAAAGUGUUUUUACCAACACAUCAGUUUGUGGGUGCUUUUUUCAUCUAUCGCAAAGCAUUUGGAGACGCUUGAAAAAUUUAGGAUUCCAAAAAAGGUACAUGGAAGACUCGGAAUUUGCUUUGCAAAUUAGAAUGAUGGCAGCACUUAGUUUUGUACCAGAAGAGGAUGUAGAAAAUGCUUGGAAUGAACUACUGGAAUUUUAUUCACUGAACGAAGAAAUAAUAUACUAG
Molecule: messenger RNA, 267 nt
Organism: Macrosiphum euphorbiae (potato aphid)
Lineage: Eukaryota; Metazoa; Arthropoda; Insecta; Hemiptera; Aphididae
Source: the annotation of a GenBank genome assembly